Seminavis robusta is the source of this 3706-nucleotide messenger RNA. NCBI's taxonomy places the organism in Eukaryota, Bacillariophyta, Bacillariophyceae, Naviculales, Naviculaceae. The record is from the annotation of a GenBank genome assembly.
GUACUAGUGUAGUCUAGAUCGGGUGUUUAACUCUACCACAGAAAACGUAUUGUCUAGCAGCAAGAGCUACACAAGGCUCCCAAUCGUCGCUUUUCCUUACUUUCUUAUUUGGGAAGUGUAAACGCCCGAUUCGCGCCACCAGGCAUGGGAAGUGGAUUGGAGAAACCGUAAACGGAAAUCAAGAUCAUCACGGCACCAAUGACGAACUGCCCAGUGAGAGCUGUUCCAAAAAGGAAAAAGCUGCAUGCCGUAGAAGUAACCACUGAGACUCCAGUGGCCAUUCCUUUCAAUACAUUGUCGGCAUACUUGAUCACAGCGGCGACCAAUAAUCCGCCUCCCGCUUGCAAUGACACCAACACCCAUACCCAAAAGGUGAAUCCAUGGAAAUAUCCUUGACCCGCGGGAACAUCAGUCUGCUUUGCCGAUUGGAAGAUUCCUUGUCCAAUCGCAAUGCAUACACUAAAGAAUGCCAAUUGCAUGUUUCUCAUCCACAAGCUGGGAGCUGGUGCUGUUUGUCCAGCGGCUGCCGGUUUUUUGACGACGUAUUCAAAAUAGACUCCUGCCAAAGCACUCGAGAAGCAGGCGGUAGUGACGGAUACCAAUCCGACAAAUAGAUUUUGCGAGCCCGAUUCUUCAUUGUCUUUGCUGCCCCCUUUUUCGCCCAGGACCACAGUGGCAACCCCCAAACUGAGGAAUACCAGGCAAACCCAUUGUUGGAAUGAAUAUUUGCGCUGCAACAUAAUGACACUAACCACGGCCGUGGUAACCAAUUUUGCCUGGUAAGUGACUUGGAAAAUGGGAGCUGUCAAGUUGGACAGUGCCACAUACAGCAGUGUAUUUUGCAGCAGGUACAAAAGUGCUGGGACAAGAAUCUUGAGCGCAUCGACGGGACGAUCCAGAAUGUGAAGUUGGAUCGACGACAUGAGCUGCCCAUUGGUUCCUUGGUAUUCCAAAGCACAUGACAAGAUGAACUGAAAAAAUAAGUAAAAAAAUAAUUUGGGUGACAACGAGAGAAAAAGUCAUGAGCACCAAUGCACACGAAUCGCAUGAUUCGAAUCAAAUUGAAUCGAAUCUAAAAUCCAAAAACAAGAAUGAGGCACCAACCUUGAGCAUUUCACAAGUGCAAAUCAAGUGAUUGACCGAGUAAAGCUCCUCUUUUGGCACUGAGGAUCGAGUGUGUCUUCCCACCAACACGGUACUGGAGUUUUGGGCUACCAUCAUGACGAGAAGGAGCAGUUUGAAUUGUUGAGAGGCAGUCCCAUCCUUGGUCUUGUCCGUUGCUGCAUUCUUGGGGGGACUCUCAGUAGCAUUUCCAGUCAAGGGCUUCAUCAAGGAAUCGUCUUUUUGGUCCGACAUUGUUUCUUCUUUUAUUAUCUUCAGCACUGCCUCCUGGAAAGUCAAAGAGCUCACUUGAAAAUGACAAAAGACAAAAACCUUGCGACCAUCACCUUGAUCGCGGUGCACAAACCAGCCGUUCAAAAUAACAAUGACCUAUGUGACGCGGUAUCCAUGAUUGCGAGUCCUGGUUCGUUACAAGAUGGGCGACCUCAACAAUUUUGAAGCGCCUCACUUUCCAAAAUUUUGUUUUCGGUUCCGAGGUGUGAUGAUGAGGAUCCCUGUUGACUGCUGAGUAAAUCAAAGCUGUUCUUCCUAUCCACCCGUCCCGUACAUAGUGUCUUGUCUAUCAUACUCAUCAGUAUUAGUUAAUCAAUCAGUUGGAGUAGCAAACCAUGAGUGCCUCUAGCACUACUACGAGCUCUUCCAACAUGCAUUCCACGGAGGGGAGUUCGGUGACCUCCGUGUCCGACUCCUACACCACGACGAGUUACAGCACCGUGGAUCCUCCGUCUCAUCUAGACAUGAAAGUCCACAGCGAGAGAUCAGUAAUCUCUGCCAUGUCUGAUCCAUCCGCUGCUUCGGUUUCCACGGCUCAUGCCCAAAAUACAUCCUUGUCCAACAUGCCCGUCUUCUCCCCCGUGCUAGAAGAAACCAGUUCAGCCCUCGAAGAUGCAUCUUCCUAUGGUGGAGUCACCAACAACAGAACCGGAAACUCUCAUGACACUGGUGGAAACUCUACUGUCAGUUCGGCGCGUUUGCGGACUUCGGUAGAUGCGGAAGGUGUUAACAUCGAAAUCACCAACACAAGCAGUCUUCCUCCUUCGCCCGUGGGGCCGGUCUUGCCAUUGGAGUGCGAUUACGACAAAAAUCCUACUGAACUCUAUCAUGCUAUUGAAUCGAAAAACUGGGAAAUCAUCGAGACUCUCUUCAACGAUGAACCCCUCAAGGCACAGCGACAGGUGGCCACUUGGGUGACCAGGAAAGAAACCAAUGGAAAGUUGCGUUGGAGAUUGCUACCCAUUCAUGCGGCCAUCAUUUUUCAGUCGCCCUCCAACAUUGUGGCCAAACUAUUGAACCAUUGUCCCGAGGCUGCACAGGCAAAGGAUGAUCAGGGCAUGUUGCCCUUGCAUCUGGCCUUUCGUACCAAGAAUACGGACUGGGAGGCCAUUGAGGAACUCAUUAGUGCGAAUCCAAGUGCUAUCUUUGCCAGAGACCGAAAAGACAGGACUCCUCUCGAAUGUGGGGCUGCAGCAGCCAAUGCGGCCAUCAUGGCAGAAGUUUCGGCAAAGGCUGCGACAGAGAGCGAAGCUUCGACUGCAGCUGGAUCCAAAAAGUCGGGCUUGAUGAGGGCUCUCUCUCCGAGGGCAAAGGCCGCCCCCUCCACGACCCGAUCAUCCAGCAGCAGUAGCCUUGGCGGACGCACUGUCUCGCCGGAAGUGCAAAAGGCAAUCUUCGCUGCCAUGGACAUGUACUCGCAGAUCUCUGUGCAAGAUCAACUUCAGAGUGCCAUGAACACGAGCCGCAAGGCUUUGGAAGCACGCAUUGGAGCUGUCCAGGACAGUCAUGUGGCCACCUUGACCCAACUCAAGAAGGACUGGGAAAAUCAGAGGCAGGAUCUCAACCAAAAGAUACAGGGUUAUCGCAGCGAAAUUCAAAACUUGAAAUCGGACUUCAACAUUCAGCAGGAGUUACUCGAAGAAAAGGUGAGGACGGAAAUGGAACUUGUGGACAAGUUAACCGAGGUCACGACGGCUCUAGAAUCCAAAACUGUAUUUGACGACGCGGCGGUCGGGGAGAUUGCACGAGAUAUUACUAUUCAUUCGGCUGAUCUGGAGAAAUCCAACAAGCAGGUAGACGCCCUGAAGAGACAGAACAAGGAACUUUUGCUCUUGCUUGAAACUCUUUUGGAUCAGCAAAACUCUUUGAAGCUCUCGCUCGACAAGCUUGCUUGGGAUUCCAAUGCCAAGAACCAGGAACAAAAAGAGCUACUCAACAAGUACAUGCUGAGCUCGGAGCAAUCGACUGAAAUGUCGGAAUCGUUCUCCUCGGAAUGGCAGUCGCGACUGGAAACCACUUCGAUUGAUGUGUCCACAAAAUUGAGUAAGAUUCUCAGGGAGCAAAAGUCAACCUUGGCAGGAUACGAUGGUGAAGAAAAGAAGGAAAAUAGUGGUGUGAUUAGUGUUGCCAGCAGCCGGAAAGACCCUUGAGUUAUGUCGUCGUCGUCACCCCUGGUAUGGCAAAAGUUCCAGCCAACAAUCAGCAAAGUCACGGAUACAGUAUCAAUAUAUGCAGAUUACAUGGUAGUAGCAGAUAUAUCAUCUAUCGAUCUAUUACAUGUAGAUAGUUAGCAGAUACCGGUAGCCGGGAA